Exophiala viscosa is the source of this 1335-nucleotide messenger RNA. RefSeq lists its product as uncharacterized. Gene Ontology annotation, molecular function: monooxygenase activity; FAD binding. The record is from RefSeq and is a predicted model, not a curated record. The transcript is spliced from 3 exons. Lineage: Eukaryota; Fungi; Ascomycota; Eurotiomycetes; Chaetothyriales; Herpotrichiellaceae. Bases 1 to 1335 code for a protein of 444 amino acids.
AUGUCGCGAGCAUCACCUACUGGUAUCAAAGUGAUCGUCAUUGGUGCGGGCUUUGGUGGUUUAGCUGCCGCAAUCGAAUGCAUUCGCCAGGGGCAUGAAGUCGAAAUCUUUGAGCAAGCACCCGAGUUCCUCCCACUAGGCGACUUAAUUGUCCUCACACCUAAUGGAACGCGGAUUGUAUCGACAUGGGAUGACGUUCUCCCCAAAAUCAUGCACCAGUGCUUGUGGGUAGACGCCAUGGAGAUCCAUCGCGCAAGCGGCGAGUUGCUGCACAAGCAAGAGUGGCAGAACUCCUACCAAGGAGCCCCCUUCUGUAUGGGACAGAGAAGCUUUUAUCAGAAAACACUUGUCGACUUUGCCGAAUCUCUGGGAAUCAAGAUCCAUCUCAACACCCGUGUCGAAGAACAUUUUGAAACAGAGCACAAAGCUGGCAUUAUUGUCGACGGAGUCAGACACGAAGCAGACGUGCUGAUUGGCGCGGACGGCAUCCGGAGCCGCUGCAGAACGUUUGUCACAGGACAGACAGAUGAUCCUCAGGGUUCCGGAUACGCAGUCUUUCGAGCUUGGUUUCCCUUGGACCAGGUUAAAGACCCUAUCAUUGACGAAUGGAAGGAUUCGGGAAAAGACGAAUACCAUCUCUUCAUCGGCGAGGAUCUUCAUGCGUUCAUCCUCACUUGUCCCACGCUCAACAUGGCUGUUUACGCUUUCACACACAAGGAUACAUUCGACGCGAAAGAGUCUUACACGCAAAUCGAUCAUGUCUUGCAGGCAAGCGAAGGCUGGGAUCCCAGAUUUCGAGCGUUCGUCAAAGCAACUCCAGAAGGCCGGCUCGUUGACUGGAAGUUGCUGUGGAGAGAUCCUUUCCGGCCGUGGGUGUCCAAGGGCGGUCGGGUGAUCAUUGCUGGCGAUGCUGCACAUCCUUUCCUGCCCACUUCUGGAAAUGGAGCAGUACAGGCCAUCGAGGACGGCGCAUCGAUUGCAUAUGUGCUUCGCCGUGGUGGUCGAGAGAACAUCCCCCUUGCAUUACGUGUCCAUGAGGCUUUAAGGUACGAACGAGUUACUCUUAGCCAGAGGAUUGGCUUCGAAACUCGUCAUCGUUUUCAUAAAACCAAGUGGGAAAAGUUGGCGGAAGAUCCCAGUGCUGUCAACAUGCCUCAACCAGCAUGGCAGUAUUCGCAUGAUCCAGUACAAUACGCCGCCGAAAAGUUGGAUGAAGCAGUAGCCGACGUUUUGGAAGGGAAGCCACUACAAUCAACGAACGUCGCGCCGGGACAUGUGCACAAGGAUUGGACUGUAGCAGAGCUCAUGGCCCUGGGAAGUGAGACCAUUGAUUAG